AUGGCGGCACCAGCCCAUGUUACAUGCACCAACUUGUCGGGCAGAUUUGUCAUGAACAAAUCUCUCUCAGACCAUGUUGACGAUAUGCUCGCCCUUCAACGUGUCACCUGGGUUGCUCGGAAAGCAGUCGAACUGACUCCUGUCGCGCUCACCGUUGUGGGAUACACGAAAGGUGCCGCUGUGCAGCAUAUCGACAUUACCACUGUCGUUGCAGGGCUUGCCACGACCCAGGAGAACAGGGUGAUGGACUGGCAAGACGAUCAACACCAGGACAAGAUCUUUGGCAAAUGUCGCCACAAAUCGCGACUUUUCAACAUGGCCGACACGUUUGAUAUGGAAGGUCCCGGGUCAGUUGAAGAUGCGGCGUUUCUCAGAGCAGAGACUUUACGGGACGGCAAGAUCGAGUCGAGCUUCUUGAACGACGACGAGCAUCAUGUCCAGACUUGGGCGACGAACGUCGAGGGUAAAGGCUGGCAAGCCGAACAGGUUUGGGGCUUCGAAGCAGUCUCCGGAGUACGGCGGUACAGCAGACGCGUUGUCAUCUGGAAUCGUGGGGAGACGGUGAGGGCGAGGAUCGUGUACGACUAUAAAGGGCCUCACCAAAAGCCCUGA
Messenger RNA from Exophiala oligosperma, 612 nucleotides. RefSeq lists its product as uncharacterized. NCBI's taxonomy places the organism in Eukaryota, Fungi, Ascomycota, Eurotiomycetes, Chaetothyriales, Herpotrichiellaceae. Bases 1 to 612 code for a protein of 203 amino acids. The transcript has 3 exons. The record is from RefSeq and is a predicted model, not a curated record.